AUGUCUGCAAAAUUGAGAGAGACAUCAAAACUCCUUCCACAAACUUCAGGGGACCCUGACUGCAUUCUGGUAAUGAAGGUGGAAGAGGGAGGGCAGGCCUCUAAUAUGGUCUCCAGCCGCCACUGGAGCAGCUACUACAGCUCAGAGACCUACCGCCAGCGGUUCAGGCAGUUUGACUACCAAGAGUCAUCUGGGCCCCGGGAGGCUCUGAGCCGGCUCCGCGAGCUGUGCUGUCAGUGGCUGAGGCCAGAGGUGCAUAGCAAGGAGCAGAUCCUGGAGCUGCUGGUGCUGGAGCAGUUCCUGGCCAUGUUGCCUGAGGAGCUGCAGGCCUGGUUUGAAGAGAACCGACCAGAGAGUGGAGAGGAAGCCGUGGUGAUGCUGGAGGAGCUGGAGAAAGAGCAUGACAGGGCGGCUGAACAGGUCUCUCUUGGACGAAAUGAGGACAUGCUUGCAAAGAAGCUAUCAACUUGUGAAAUCACUCAGGAGACACCACGUAGCCAGCUUAAGCCCACAAAAAAGCAACUGCAGUGGGCAUCGAAGGAGCAUCACACCUUAAGACAAAAUGAUAGAGACACCGGAACUAUAAAUGUGAAAUCAGCUUCAAGGCGAAAGACUUCUUCAGGCAAAGAACUGCAUCACAAAGUUUCUAACACUCUUCAAAUGAGUGCUUCCCAGAGUUUCACAUUUAGAGGAACCUGUGAACAAGAUAGAAAGUUUGAAAGAAGACAGGGAAACCGUACUCGAAAAAAACAACACAAGUGUAAUGAAUGUGGGAAAGUCUUUACUCAGAGCUCAGCCCUUAAUCUACAUCAGAGGAUCCACAGUGGAGAGAAACCUUAUACAUGUGACGUGUGUGCAAAGGCUUUCAGCCGAAGUGCAAUCCUGAUUCAACAUCGAAGAACCCACACUGGGGAGAAACCCUUCAAAUGUCAUGAUUGUGGGAAAGCCUUUAGUCAGAGCUCGAAUCUUUUCAGACAUAGGAAAAAACAUACUAGAGAGAAAGUCCCAUCAGUGCUGUGAGGGAGUCAAAACAUUUAUUGAGAACUUUUUCAACAGGGGAGCAGACACAAGGCACCAAUACUCCUUUAGCAUAAAUCGGUAGUUUCAGUGGGCACCAAUUUCCUUUCAAAGGUUGUAAAAGCCACAGGAGAGAAUGUAGAAUAUUUUCUGUCAGCAUUGUUUGCUUUUCUGUACAGUGUCAGUUCAGGUGAUUGAGAUUCUAAAGCUUUGCUUUUGCUUUGCUUUUGCUUUGCAGUACAGUGUCAGUUCAGAUGAUUGAGAUUCUAAAGAUUAAAUCGGAUUUCCAUCCCUAUUGCAACUCUUGAAAAUAUACUCUCAGACAUGUUCUACUGUUUCCGUUAUUAACACAAAUAAUGAACUAGUAUGUUCCUUUUUAGACAAGUACAUUUUCCCUGUUGAGAAGGAGUGUGUGAGUUAGUAUAUAAGUGGGUAUUCUCCAUUUCAUUACUUGCACACUGGAGUUACUAGACCAAAGAUUAAAUCAGUUUUUUAAAAAAAUUUCCUGGAAAUUCUCUGGCUGUCCAGUGGUUAGGACUCCACACUUUCACUGCUGCAGGCCUGGAUUCAGUCCCUGAUCAGGGAACUAAUAUCCUCCAAGUCAUGUGGCAUGGCCAAAAAUAAUAAUAAAAUAUAAUACAUUUCCUGUUUUAUUUUCUGUUACCAGAUUCAAAAUAUGAGAAUAGGAUUGAGGAGACCCAAAAGAAUAUGUACCUCAAGACCUAAGCUGAAAUGUCCAGGGUCAUUGUUAGGAAGCAGGUGAGUAAAGGGACUUUACUCGUCUCUUACAAAAACCUGAGAACCUACAUACUGUUUUGUUUCAAUUUUUAAAAUUGAGGUUUAGUUGAUGUAUAAUAUCAUCUAUACAUACUGUUGAUGAUACUAAGUAAUUUCCUGUGUAGGAAAAAAAAAAUUAUCUCCUUUACAAUUUAUAUUGGAAAUAUCUCAGUGAAAGCAUUAAGAUUUGCUCUACGUGUCUUUAGGAAGUGGCCUAAAUAUGAUGAGUGUUCUAAUAAUGAACAGUUAUCUGUGGGUGCUUAUAUAAAGUUGAUGAUCACCUUAACAUAAAGAAAUAAGGAAGAUGAAGAAAAGACUGUCCAAACGAGACUGAUGUUACCUGGUAAGUGCAGCACAUAAUGGAGAACUGUACUUACCUGGAAAUGGGAACCCUUAACAGCUGGUGACUAUCCUUCAGAGUUCUUCAUGGCCUCUGUUCUGGCAUAAAUCAGCUGUGAACAUGUUUCAGGCAUCCCAGGACAACCUUUUCAGGGUCUUAUGCAUUCUUAGUAAAUGAGUUUCUAGACAAUUUAUCAUGAUGUUAAGAUCUUGGAUUUUGAUACUCUUGUACAAAUGAGAAAAUCACUAAAGUUCAAUUUAAAGAGUCCAUUGAGUUUAACCCACAUUUAAUUCAAUCAGAUUCUCUUGUUUAAAAAGUAAAUGACUGUUUUUUUUUUUUUAAGUAUUCUGACAAUAUAUAACAUAAUGUCCCCCUUUCCAGGGAUUCUUAAUAAAACUCUGUAUGUAUUACAAGAAUACAUGGAUUGUCAUGUCUCCUAUGGUGCCACCGUUACCCAAUAUGGAGGCAACCAUGAGAAAUGAAAGUCCUUAGAAGGAGAAGGGAAGAUAGGCCUCAUGGUGAACUUUGUACCUCAUGAAGGGUAAACAUUUCAUUAUCAGAAAAUCCAGUCAUAUCUAGUGCUUGGAGUAACUCCUGAGACAAAUGUGGGAUUACAUGCUCUGCUUAGUUAGAAUAUUGAUAAAUAUUAGAUUAGUAAGGGGAGAGGAGAAUACAAAUUUUAAUUUUAGAAUUUUCUGAUAGUGAUUAUACUUUGUAGCUCUAGUAAAUAUGAAUAAGUAUUGAGUUUCGUACAUUUUCAUUUAUUAAAAAUGUAGGAGUCUUUUUAUUUGGGUCUCAUUCUUUUUGUAAUUAAAGAGAGGAACAAGCCAUCUAUUAAAGCAGCAAAUGCCUCAAAAGAUACAUGUAUUGUGAAUUACUGCUUAAUCAUGGAAAGUUUUUUGGGUACUAUGUGAAUAAAAUGACAGAAUCUAAAUCAAGUAUUCUGAGGGAAGCGUCUUUCUUCACUUGCUUCUGCCAUAAACUUUGCAAGAUUACAUUGUCUUCAGUGUGAAUAAUCUGAACUUCUCCACCAGACAGUGAUGUGAAUCAUAUCAUCUUAGAAUAACGAAUCUUUAAAGGGUGUCGCUGAGUACUCUAAGUUAUCCUGCACUUACACAGGUCUCCUAAUAAGUAGAAGGUGCUAGUUUAUCUAACUGGAGAAUUAAUAUGACUUGGUAUAACCUUGAUAAAAUUAGCAUAUUAGCAUCCCAUCAAACUGAUUAAUUUCCACAGAUAGUAAAUACUCCAAAAUGAAAUUGGUGUUUUUUAAAUGAAUUUCACUUCAUCUGAGCCUUUAUUAUUAUCUCUAAUCCUGUGUUCCCUCUUUUUCUCCCAUUCUCUUCAGAGACCAGGUCAGGUGUUUGUCACUGUCCUUGAAACUUCCUGUAUCAGGAAUGCUUCUGGAUACAAAAUCCACCUUUGGUGGCUUAAACAAAUUAGACUUUGCAACCAGAAAUCUGGAGGCGAGUUGCUGCUAGCUGUCAAUCGGCAGCUGAACAAUGACUUGUCUGGCUGCUGUCUCUGCACUUCUUUGGGCCUUUCCUUCAUACUUAUUUUCUCAGAUAUACAAGAGAGCUGUCCCAGCUCUGGGAAUGGCAUUUGGGGUCAAGUCAGAGAGGAAGAGGGACUCCAGCCAUGGCCAUGUCCUCUACUAGGAAAAGGGAAAGCUUUCCAAGAAACCCUAGCAAAAUUCUGCUUAUGUUUCCUUUUUGCAGGUGUGUCUAGGAAAGCCAGUGUUUUCAACUCCUAGAGGGAAAGCAGCAGGGCAGAUGGGGAUUGGGAACCACACUGAGUCAGCCAACAGUGUUUGCCAUACUCCUUCUUGGCCACUUUCCUUUUCAUGAGCAGAUGGCUAUGAUUUUGCCUCCUUCAUUAUCAAUAAAAAAAAAAAAAAGAUGAGAACUCCACCAAGUUUGUCAACUUAUCUACAUCUCACCCAUCAUUUCCUCUCCCCUUCCUUUCAGAAUGAAAGAGGGGUCUCUCUUGUCUGGUCCCUCAGCAUUCCUUCCCACCUCUGAAGGAUGUUGGCUGCCAUCAGUUAUUCUCUUUUUUAGUCAUCCUUUUGCUUUCCUUCAGGAUCCAUCUCUUCAACAUUCAAAUAUGCUGAUGUGACUUUUCUAGCAUAUUCUUAAAAAUUCAAGAUGGUGGCUAAUCCCUGAGUCGGGGGGAGCAAAAUGGCCCUUAGUUUUGCCUCCUUCAUAUGCAUCCAUCUCUUUCAAACACAGUGAUCUUUCUAAAACAUAAAUUUGAUCAUGUACCCUCCUUGCUUAAAACACAAGCCACCCAUUGCUUUUUUCCCCCCUUUGGCCAAGCCACGAGUCUUGCGGUAUCUUAGUUCC
Orcinus orca (killer whale) is the source of this 4473-nucleotide messenger RNA. RefSeq names its product zinc finger protein 396 (gene ZNF396). The coding region runs from base 1 to 1020 and encodes 339 amino acids. The transcript is spliced from 3 exons. Lineage: Eukaryota; Metazoa; Chordata; Mammalia; Artiodactyla; Delphinidae. The record is from RefSeq and is a predicted model, not a curated record.